This is a messenger RNA of Loxodonta africana (African savanna elephant), 1024 nucleotides long. RefSeq names its product olfactory receptor 6T1. NCBI's taxonomy places the organism in Eukaryota, Metazoa, Chordata, Mammalia, Proboscidea, Elephantidae. The coding region runs from base 51 to 1001 and encodes 316 amino acids. The record is from RefSeq and is a predicted model, not a curated record. The transcript has a single exon. Gene Ontology annotation, cellular component: membrane. Gene Ontology annotation, molecular function: G protein-coupled receptor activity; olfactory receptor activity. Gene Ontology annotation, biological process: G protein-coupled receptor signaling pathway.
UAUAGUUUGGCCACAAAUUUCUGUUUCUUUUCCCCUGCAGGUGACUGGAGAUGAACCCUGAAAAUUGGACUCAGGUGACAGGGUUUGUCCUUCUGGGUUUCCCCAGCAGCUACAUCCUACAGUUCCUGUUGUUCCUGGGGUUGACGGUGGCCUACGUUGUAACAGCCACAGGCAACCUGCUAAUUAUUGUACUCAGCUGGGUUGACCGACGCCUGCACACACAGAUGUACUUCUUCCUGCAAAACCUGUCCUUCCUGGAACUGUUGCUCGUGUCUGUUGUGGUUCCCAAGAUGCUUGUCGUCAUCGUCACAGGUGAUCACACCAUUUCAUUUGUGAGCUGCAUCACACAGUCCUACCUCUACUUCCUCCUAGGCACCACUGACUUCUUCCUCUUAGCUGUCAUGUCUCUGGAUCGUUACCUGGCGAUCUGCCGACCACUUCACUACCAGACCCUGAUGAGUGGUCAUGUCUGUUCCCGACUGGUGCUGGCCUCCUGGCUAGCUGGAUUUCUCUGGGUCCUUUUCCCCACCAUUCUCAUGGCCAGCCUACCUUUCUGUGGCCCCAAUUGCAUUGACCACUUCUUUUGUGACAGUUGGCCCUUGCUGAGGCUCUCCUGUGGGGACACCCACCUGCUGGAGCUGGUGGCUUUUGUGCUCUCUACGUUGGUGUUACUGGGCUCUCUGGCAGUGACUUCAGUUUCCUAUGUCUGCAUUCUGGCCACUGUUCUCAGGGCCCCCACAGCUGCUGAACGGAGGAAAGCCUUCUCCACUUGCACCUCACAUCUUACAGUGGUGAUCAUCGUCUAUGGCAGCUCCAUCUUCCUCUACGUCCGCAUGUCAGAGGCCCAGUCCAUGCUGCUCAACAAAGGGGUCUCUGUCCUGUGCUGCAUCAUCACCCCCCUCCUGAACCCAUUUAUCUUCACUCUCCGCAACAAUAAGGUGAAGCAGGCCCUGAUAGAUGCCUUGUGGUGGCACCGGCCCACUGCUGGUAGGAGGCUAUGAAGGCAACAAGGAAAAGAAAAUGU